AAUAAAUGUUCCAUUCGAAGGGUGAAAAGAAAAGCAGUACAGUAUUUCCUUGGAAACAGCUAAAAAGUUAAGACGACUAGAUGCCCUGACGGCCAGUCUUCUUCGUCCAUACAAAAUUUCCCACGAUGGUGAGCAGAAAAGUCUGCAGAAAACUAGAAUCAGCAGACGCUCUGCUCGAACGGAUAGAAUUUCUCGGCUGCGAUGAGGUCUCCAGGAUCUACUUUCCGGAUGAAGAUCCCUUGAAUCGAGUGGUAACGAAGGGACUCAAGAAGGGAUAUAUCGUGAACUACAGCGAGUGGGAGGAGAUUCUGCUGGUGGGUGAGGGAGAUUUCUCCUUUUCUCUGGGUUUGGCUAGAGCCCUCGGAGAUGGAACAAACAUGAUCGCUACAUCUUUGGAUAGACCAGACAAUCUCCACAGAAAGUACAGUAAUGGUAUAGAGAACGUAAGAGAACUAAGGGCACUAGGAUGCAGAGUGCUGCAUGGCAUCGCUGUGAGAUGGAUGAGCAGGCAUGCCUUCCUCCAAUCCAAAAAAUUUCAUAAGAUUGUCUUCAAUUUUCCAUACGCAAACCUUCGAUUUCCGGAUGAAUGCGAGAAGCAGAUCAGGCUACACCGGGACUUGAUGAAAGGCUUCUUCUCCAAUGCAAGAGCGCUGCUAGCUGAGGGUGGUGAAGUUCAUGUUUCGCACAAGCUGACGUACCCAUAUGAUGAAUGGCAUGUGGAAGAGAUAGCAGAACAUAAUGGGUUACAAUUGAUUAAAUGUGUUCCGUUUCGGAUCAGUGACUACCCAGGUUACAGCAACAAGAGGGGAUACGGAAAUGAUGGAUUGUCUGAUACAUCUUUUCCUUUAGGAGCGAGCGGCACCUUCAAGUUCACAGCAGCUGAUCAGAACUCUGUCCGUCCGCGACCUACGCCGACGUGCUUCCCUGUCAUCUGCCGUCGCCGGAAAAUAUCGAAGAGAGAGGUUGUAUGAGAAUUGGUUGAAUGUGCAUUGUCUUGGAUAGAGGAAAUAGGAUUCCAACAAGAAGAGGAUCAUACAGGAAAAAAUGGAUCGAUUGGUGCAACUUUCUUAUGAUGAGUGAGUUAGAUCUUCAAAUUAGUCAUAAGAAGUUGAUCAUCACCUUCAAUUGGUAAUCAGUUGCUGUCUUCGGUGCCGACACCAAUGGCGGCAUCAAAUUGCUGCAAUGGCCAUACAGGGGAAGAAGUGACUCUAGUUGAGUUUCUGAAUCAAUUGGUUUCCUUGGCAAAAACUCUGGUUGUCAUUUUCUGUAAAGGGCUUUAACAUGUCCAUAUAUGAAUUGCAAAUUUAAGUGGUGUGCCAUCCAUUUCGAUU
Nymphaea colorata (pocket water lily) is the source of this 1331-nucleotide messenger RNA. RefSeq lists its product as uncharacterized. The transcript has 3 exons. Gene Ontology annotation, biological process: rRNA base methylation. The record is from RefSeq and is a predicted model, not a curated record. Bases 126 to 971 code for a protein of 281 amino acids. Gene Ontology annotation, cellular component: cytoplasm. Gene Ontology annotation, molecular function: rRNA (uridine-N3-)-methyltransferase activity. Lineage: Eukaryota; Viridiplantae; Streptophyta; Magnoliopsida; Nymphaeales; Nymphaeaceae.